This is a messenger RNA of Condylostylus longicornis, 459 nucleotides long. Its product is annotated as acanthoscurrin-2-like. NCBI's taxonomy places the organism in Eukaryota, Metazoa, Arthropoda, Insecta, Diptera, Dolichopodidae. Bases 1 to 459 code for a protein of 152 amino acids. The transcript has a single exon. The record is from RefSeq and is a predicted model, not a curated record.
AUGAAUCGAACUAUAUUUUAUGUAUCGAUAUUUUUAAUAUUGACAUUUAAUCAAAUAAAAUGUCAAACUCAAUUAAAUUCUAAUCGAGAUUCAACGAAUAAUGCUGAUAAAUUAUUAGAAAUUUCUGAACAAGGACAUGAAAAUAUUGGGGACAGAAAUACAAGAGGAAUUGGUGGAUUUGGUGGUCUUGGUGCUGGUGGUGGAUUAUAUGGUGCAGGUUUUGGUGGUGGAGUAUACGGUGGUGGAUUAAAAUAUCGUCAAAAAAUUGUUAUUAAAAAACGUGGUUUUGUUGGUGGUGCUGGCGGUUUUAAAGGAGGAUUUGCUGGUGGAGUAGGAGGAUUUGGUGGCGGUGGUUUAGGCCUGGGUGGUGGAUUAGGUCAUGGUGGAUUAGGAUAUGGUGGAUUAGGACAUGGUGGAUUAGGAUAUGGUGGAUUAGGACAUGGUGGAUUUUUCCGAUAA